Messenger RNA from Coniosporium apollinis CBS 100218, 1269 nucleotides. RefSeq lists its product as uncharacterized. The transcript has 5 exons. NCBI's taxonomy places the organism in Eukaryota, Fungi, Ascomycota, Dothideomycetes. Gene Ontology annotation, molecular function: FAD binding; monooxygenase activity. The record is from RefSeq and is a predicted model, not a curated record. Bases 1 to 1269 code for a protein of 422 amino acids.
AUGGUACACAAGCCCGACACGCAAGUUCUCAUUAUCGGAGGAGGGAUAGGUGGUCUCCUGCUUGCGACAAUCUGCCGGAAGGUCAACAUCCAAUGCAAGGUGCUAGAACGUACGAAGCAGCUCGAGCCUGUUGGCGCUGGCAUCUCCCUAGCGCCAAAUGCGCUGAAGGUCCUGGAGCAGUUGGGUCUCUAUGAAGAAAUAAAGCGCACCGGACAGCCGCUCAAGAAGGUCAUGAUACACCGUAAUACGACCAAAUGGAGAGAAUUGGACUUUGGCGCCGAAAGCUAUUAUGGUUAUCCAGUCUAUUCUAUCGAACGACACCAUUUUCACCACAUGCUGUAUGAAGCGGCAGGGGGCGAGGAGGUCGUGGUGCUCGAUGCGAAGGUUGAGGACGUAAUCGACAAGCCCGAAGAAGAAUAUGUCAAGGUCAAGCUCGCAGAUGGCCGGGAGUUAAGCGGAGAAGUCGUGGUCGGAGCGGACGGUAUCAGAUCCAUCACCCGUCGCAUUCUUGCACGAAAUGCUGGCAUGGACGCCGUAAACACCAUUCGAUUCACAGGCCGCGUCCAUAUGUCGGGAUACACCGCGCCCAUGCCUAAUUUGGGCCCUGAGGAGCUCGGUGUGGCCAACUGGCUUUUCUACGAUGAUUCAAUACUCACCACAUGGCCGUGCAAAGACAACAGGCAAUGGUUCAUUGGAGUCAAGAUGGCAGAUCCCAAUUCAGUUCAGGAGAAGAACCGCUCGGUUUGGUCAGGCACGACGCGUGAAAUGAUCAACGACGUAUAUGGAGAGAAAUUCCAUCCGUUUGGAGAGAAUGGCAUGGUCAAAGAUGUCGUUAACCGAUCGGAGCGCAUUGUUGCCAGCAAUGUCUACGAAGAAGUCUCGUUCGCCUCCAUGUCAGCCGGGCGUGUGGCCUUGUUAGGUGACGCCGCCCACUCCAUGACGUCUUUCUUCGGUCAGGGAGCCUGCCAAGCCAUCGAAGACGCCACCGAGCUCGGUAACCUCCUACAACGCUACUUCUCCGUCCCAGCGGAAAAGAGGCUCUCCAAUGUUGAUGAUGUCCUGAAAGAGUAUUCAAUAAGGCGGGAAGCUCGCGCCAAGGACAUCGUGGCCUUCUCCAGCAACUAUGCAAAAGUGCAUAUGGGAAAAUUACCCUACGGCAUGGGUCCGCUGGUCCGGAAGCUCGUGUAUGCUUAUGCGCCUGCCUGGUCGUGGAUGUGGUACUUGGGGUGGCUGUACGGCUACCAGCCCACUGUUGACGCGGUACGUUGA